UGUUAUGAGUUGAUGCUAUACAAAUAAAAAUUGAUUGUUGAUUGAGUCUGAGAACACGAUUCAGAGAACACGAGUCAGAGAACACGAGUCCCUUCUAUGACCUAAUACGAUGUGAAAAACAUUUAGCAGCUCAACUGAAAACAGCCACGUUUUCAUCCAAAUGAAUGCCUUUUGGUGUUGUAAUAUAAUCAAGCAUUAAUUAAUUCCACCGCCAUUAUUCAACAAGGUUUAGUAUAAAUGUGAAAUAAAAAUUAAACUGCAAGUUGCUCUUUAAGUGAAAUAAAACAUUUCAAACCUUCACCUUCUCUUUCUUUGCUUCAUCUCCAUACAUUUGUAUAAAAGCCUGCAGCUUUCUGUUUUCUGUUUGUUUGUUCAAUGUCAGCAAACACAGUUCAGAAAGACAAAUUGACUUUAGCAAGAAUCAUCAGUUUGACAGUUUGUGACAUCAUAUAAGUCCAGAAAAGGGGACGUCAGGUCACUUCACUUACAGACAUUCACAUCCAAACCUGCAACACUCGUAGAAAGUAGUGAGAAGUGUUUCUGAUUGAAAGAUGUUGAGAAUCUGCAGCAGAAAUCUGGUGAGUAACAAACUUGACUUCAUUCUUCCAGUUCUGCAAUGUGUUUGAACGUAAUGUGACUCAGUCUGGAUAUCCUGUCACUCAUUCACACUUUUUCAAUAAAUAAACUUGAGAAGUUAAAAUAGGAGAGCACAACACAAAAGCAGUUUUUAUGUACUUUUAUGUUGUUUGUUUCUUCAAACCUUUAUUGAGCAAAGACAUUAGAGGAUGUCAUAUGUCACAAUUAUUAACUAACACAUUUGUUGUGUCCCUCAGGUGAAGGUGGGGAUGUUGAAGCCCAGUAAGGUGAUGAGACCUGCCGCUCUGCUUUCAUACAGAAACAUGGGUCAAGAGCAGGGUCUGCCCAAAAUGCCCGUCCCCCCCCUGAAGCAGACCUGUGAGUUGUACCUGGAACUCCUGGAGCCAGCCGUGGAGCCGGCCGAGCUGCAGAGAACCAAAGAGCUGCUAGAAGAGUUUCAAAAAGCAGGAGGAGUCGGAGAGAGGCUGCAGAAAGGUCUGCAGAGAAAAGCAGAGAGAACGGACAACUGGCAAACAGAUGAUUAUGUAAAGAACCUCUACAUGAAAAAACGGAAGCCUUUACCUAUUUUUUCUAAUAUGGUGGGGAUGUUACCGAUGAAAGACUACACAACUAUCCAGGAACAGAUCGGGUAUGCUGCUGACAUCAUUCUGGGUUUGUUGGACUAUAAGGAGAAACAUGAAGCUGGUAGACUUCAUGCGUCUAUACAAGGGUUCCCGCUGUGUAUGUCCCAACAUGACGGCUUACUCGGAUCCAGUAGGAUCCCACAUCCGGAGGUCGAUUCUCUACUGUUCUUCUUGAAAAACCCCAACCCCCCCAUACAUAUGAGCGUGGUUCACAAUGGUCAGUUCUUCAAGAUGGACGUGUACCACAGUGACAGGUCUAAGCUGAGUAAGGACGAGCUCUGUGUUCAGAUGGAGAGAAUCUGUAACUCAGCAGUACAGCCCGACCAGGAACCUGUUGGCAUCCUAACCUCUCAACGCAGAGACAUCUGGGGGAGAGUUUAUGAGGACCUUGUCAAAGAUGAAACCAACAAACAGUCAUUGUACGCCAUCCAGAGCAGCAUCUGCACCAUUUGUCUGGAUGGACCGACGCCCCCUGUGGCCAACAACAGUCAAUGCAGCAAAGGGAUGACGCAGAUGUUGCACGGAGAAGGAAGUAACUGGAACAGCUCCAACCGCUGGUUUGACAAGGGUGCACAGUUAAUUGUUGGAGUGGACGGGACAAGCGGGCUCCAAACCAUGCAUGCAGUGGCUGAUGGGAUUGUUGGGGUGGAAGUUCUUGAAUUCAUGGUUGAUUACAUGAAAGAAGAAAAGCCAAGUACAGUCGUUUCUCCUGUCAAAGAUUUACCUCAUCCCCAAAAACUCAAGUUCAACAUCACACCUGAGAUCAAGAAGGAGAUCGAAGAGGCCAAAAAGCACUUGGACAUGUUGGCCAGAGGUUUUGAUCUGAAGAACAAAGUGUUUGAGCACUUUGGUAAAAACCUUCUUAAGUCCCUGAAGACCAGUCCUGAUGGUUUCGUGCAGAUGGCGGCACAGCUGGCGUACUUCAGGAUGCACAAACAGAUUGGUCUCGCCCUUGAACCUGUUACUCUGCGACUGUACAAACAGGGACGUUUAGGAAUCAUCAACGUAACUUCAAAUGCUUCCACCACCUUUGUCAAAGCCUUCAAUGACUCCAAAAUACAGAACUCGGAGAAACUCGAUCUGUUGGAGAAAGCUCUAAAAGUUCACAAAAGGAACAUUCACCUGGGCCUCCGUGGACAAGCAGUUGAAGGACAUCUCCUCGGUCUGCAGAUGCAGGCUGCAAAUGAAAAAAUCUCGACUCCUCAAAUCUUCACAGAUGUCGCCUAUGAAAAAGCUUUCAACUUCCAAAUGAUAGCUGGUCAGGUUACGGCAUUCAGGAAUGGCAUUGUUCCAUGUUCUAGUCCUGAAGAACUGGGACUGUACGACAUAAACUACGCUAUUAAAAACGAUCACAUGGAGUUUUUAGUGUCUUGCUUUGAAUAUGCUGAGACGGACAGAGAAAAGAAUUCAGCAGAGAUGAUUAAAGCUGUGGAAGAUGCCAUGUUGGACAUGAGGACCCUGUUGGAAGAAAGAGCAAAACUAGGAAUAUAAUUCAGCCAUAUUUGUUUUUGAAAAAACAAAAUCUCAUUUGUUGGACCUGAGGGUCAGGGUGAGGUUUCUAACAGUCUGGCCAAUGAAUUCUAAAACAGUGAAAUAAAAUCCAAUAGUCAUACAUUAUAAUUAUCAUAUAAAUGUGUUAUUUUAUAAUAUACUGUUUUAUCAAUAACUGUGUUUGAAGCCAGCUUCUCUCUGUUUGGCUAACUUCAGCUGUUUAUUUUAAAUUGAAAUGUUUAAAAACAUUGUUUUGUGUUCAUGUUUAAGUGUGUUAAACACAUCAUUUUUGUUAAAGCUCUGCUGUGACUGAACUGAACUAAUGACUCAAUGCUACAUCUAAGAAACACAAGUGAUGGAAAGGGUUGUAUGAUUCAUGUAGGGGAAAGGGAAAGAGGGUUUUAACCAAGAUGCAAGGGGGUUGCAUGUUUGAAAUUUGAAUAAGUGUUGAUGGGAAGGUGGUAUGGACAUGAAACCAAGAUGUAACCCCCCGUUUUUGGGCAUGGCCUUUCCAACAGUACCACCCACGAGUGUCUACGACGUCAGGAAGUGGUGUAAAAGCGAUUGGUGGAUACAUUUGUAUGUGGUAUCUGGGUUAGGGUAGGGGAACUGAGCCCGUCUCAUGGAAGGGACAGGAGGUGCACGGCCCAACCCCGGGUUGAACUCAUAACCUCGGUCCCAGUUGGGUUGGCGGGGACGUUGGCGUUUUCUGCCGUAACGGACCUCCGUCCAACCCUCAUCAAAGUACACCAUCUUUGUGGCUUUUUUUUUUUUUUAAUUUGUGUGAUGUCGCCUUUGUUAUUUAUUGAUAAUGUUUUGUUGUAUUAUUUAUUAAGUGGAUAUAAAAUACAAAUAAAAUAUUUAUUAAUGUGUUUUUAAAUCAACUUUUUAA
Labrus bergylta (ballan wrasse) is the source of this 3603-nucleotide messenger RNA. The record is from RefSeq and is a predicted model, not a curated record. NCBI's taxonomy places the organism in Eukaryota, Metazoa, Chordata, Actinopteri, Labriformes, Labridae.